AUGGGGACCUUGGAAGAAGGGGAUAGUCGAAUGGGGGAUCCGGGUUUCGUGAAGUCCCAGUCUUAUUCGUUAGUUUUUGUUUUCUAAAAUUUUGUCCAGAUGAAAGGAGGGGUGGAGUAUCCAACGUUGCUUCAAAAUUUACCGAAAGAUUUGUGUCUAACGUGGAAGAACAUAUCGUACACGGUUCAGAAAAGAAUCAAUGGCGGCAGUCUACGAGCGAUUUUCGGUUUGCAACACACCGAAUUCGUUCAGCUGCUCAACGAAGUCAGCGGUAUAGUUAAUUCUGGAAUGUUGAUGGCUAUCAUGGGAUCAAGCGGCGCUGGGAAAACUACUUUGCUCGCGACCAUCAGCCGACGCGUCAAAGGUAGAGCCACGGGCGAGAUCUUGUUAAACGGAAAGCCGAUAGACACCGGUCAAAUGAUAAGGAUAUCCGGAUUCGUCCCUCAAACGGAUCUGGCGGUCGAGUCGCUGACGGUCCAGGAGCACAUGCAGUUCAUGGCGUGCAUGAAAAUGGACAGGAGGCUCCGGGCCAACGUUCGAAAGCAACGCAUAAUGGCUCUGCUGGCGGAACUCGGCCUGGGGACAUGCGAGAACUCGAAACUCUCAGCGUUGUCGGGCGGCGAGAGGAAAAGGGUCACGUUGGCCGUCCAACUGCUCACCGAGCCCAGUAUACUCUUUUGCGACGAGCCAACCACAGGGUUGGACAGCUACGGCGCCAUGACGGUGGUCAGAACGCUCAGAGAAGUAGCUGCCAGAGGACGGAUAGUCGUUUGUUCGUUGCAUCAGCCUGCAUCCGGUUUGCUGGACAUUUUUCACGAAGUUAUCCUCCUCUCUGGCGGCAGAGUCGCCUUUCAGGGCUCGUCCAUCGACGCCACGGACUUUUUCGAUAGCUUGAAUCUACGUUGCCCGGCGACCUUCAACAGCGCGGAGUUUUACGUUUCUCAGUUGUCCAUCGUUAGGGACAAGGAAGCAGAGAGUUAUGCGAAGGUGAACUGGAUCUGCGAUCAAUACGAGAGAUCCAAGUACGGUCAGAGAGUGUCGAAACUGAUCGAAUUCUCUUGCAAUGGCUCCUCGGACGUCGACGAUCUUCCGUUAAUAUUCUCGGAGGUUCCUUCCACGCGUAAAGAUUUUAAGAAAGCCAGAGCACUGACGCAGGUGCAGUGGCUCACCUGGAGGACCUACGUCGACUAUAAAAGGAACUAUGCCUCUCAUCUGUUGCGAUUCGUAACGUACAUGUUCGUAGGCCUGCUAGUAGCGUCGCCAUACGUGGACGUGACGGGAAGGGCGAUGAAUCAGGAUGGUAUACAAAACAUGCAGGGCCUGCUCUACCUGGUGGUCGUCGAGACCGUGUUCACGUUUAAUUACGCCGUUUUCUACACGUUCCCACGGGAAUUGCCGCUUUUGCUGCGCGACAUCGCCGGCGGACUUUACGGUCCAGCGCCGUAUUACAUCAGCAAAGUUGUCGUUCUGAUACCCGGAGCGAUAAUGCAACCAUUUUUAUACGCCGUUUUCAUAUUCACGAUCACCGGUCUGAAGGGUGGAUUUCUUGGGUUCGUUUACUUCGCGCUACCAGUGGUGGUCUGCGCCAUUUCUGCGUCCGCGCUCGGUUUAUUCCUCUCGGCGUCGUUUAAAUCCGUGGACACGGCUUCUCUCUUUUCCGUGCCACUGGACUUCCUUGGCCUGAUGUUCUGCGGGAUUUACCUGCAUCUCGGACACCUUGCGCCCGGUAUCGCGUGGUUAAAGUACUUAUCCCAGUUCUAUUACGGUCUGGAAGCAGUUUCCUUGACGCAAUGGAUGCUGAUCGAUCACAUAAACUGUGCCCCGGACCCUGAAGAGCCUUGCAUAUCCAGCGGACUGGGUGUCCUGGAGAAAUACGGUUAUUUGCCUAAUCACUACGCGAUGGACAUAAUAGGCCUUCUGGCCAUAUUCUCCGUCAGCCAUUUGGCUGGUUUUCUAGUGAUUCGACGCAGAAGUCGCAAAGAACCCGUUUACUAGCUUUCCAAAUACAAAUUUCAAUCCUUAGAUAAUUUUUUUAAAAUAUAUUGUACAUCCACGAAUAAAUUG
Messenger RNA from Colletes gigas, 2064 nucleotides. RefSeq names its product protein scarlet-like (gene bw). Gene Ontology annotation, cellular component: plasma membrane. The record is from RefSeq and is a predicted model, not a curated record. Lineage: Eukaryota; Metazoa; Arthropoda; Insecta; Hymenoptera; Colletidae. Gene Ontology annotation, molecular function: ATP hydrolysis activity; ATP binding; ABC-type transporter activity. The transcript has 14 exons.